Molecule: messenger RNA, 1281 nt
Organism: Python bivittatus (Burmese python)
Lineage: Eukaryota; Metazoa; Chordata; Lepidosauria; Squamata; Pythonidae
Gene: NOL12
Product: nucleolar protein 12
Cellular component (GO): nucleolus
Molecular function (GO): rRNA binding
Source: RefSeq, a predicted model, not a curated record
AGAGGCGGCGCGCUGGUCGCCCGGCUGUUCGCGCUUCUGCUGGCGGAGUCGGAAGAAGUCAUCGCCGGCAUGGGCCGCAGGAAGAAGGAGCGGCGCGUUGGGAGCGCGACGCUCAGGAGGGUCGUGUCUUUCGACGAGCAGAGUCGACGGGAGUUCUUGACAGGGUUUCACAAACGUAAGGUUGAGAGGAGGAAAGCAGCUGUGGAGGAGAUAAAGCGCAAACUGAAGGAGGAAGAAAAGAAGAUGAAAGAAGAGAGACAUAAGGAAUACAUGAAGAUGUUGAAGGAGAGAGAAGAAGCCUUAGAGGAAGCUGAUGAGUUGGAACAUCUAGUGACAUCUCAAACAGAGUCGGUGAGCUAUGAUCACCCAAACCAUACAGUCACGGUUACUACCAUCAGCGACCUGGACCUUUCUGGAGCUCAUUUCCUGGGGCUAAAUACCCAUGAGAGAGAAAAUACUGGACUGGAAGGAGAAGAUGCUGUCAACAGCUACACGUGUACAUUGCCUAAGAAAUCUAGAGAUCCUCUCCUGUCUGAGAGAAUUUCUUCCCUCACUGCUUCACUGCAUUCUCGUAGCCAGAAAAAGGGAAAAAGAAAGCAGAUUGGCCACAAACAAGGGGUAAAGAACAGAGCCCAAAAGAUGAGAGCAGGACGAACAAGCAAGUCCCAGCGCCGGAAAAUGACAGGCAGAAAGAGGCAUGUCCAAGACUGAAAGGCUGACAUGGACGGUUAAACUCUGCUAAUUGGCUUAGAGGAGGAUCAACUGUUAUGUGAACGAAGCCUGUCUUCUCAGGAUUUCAGAGGAGAGGUGGUGUUUGGUAUUCCAAGAGCUAAGAAAUGUUGAGCCUGUUCAAGUUAAACAUGUCUGAUCUUAGUUUGUGUAGGUCUCCUGCUGGGAAGGGUCUCUCUCAUUCACCUUCCACUUAUUUGGGUGGACAAAGACUUUUUUUUUAGAUAUACAUUAGAUCCUUGAUUAAUGUCACAUUUGCCAAGACUGGGGGAGAUCAAAUUUAUAAUUGCAUUCUGUCUCUUACUUCCAUGGUUCCAUACGUCAUGUAUUCUGAGUCCAUUUUCAGCUGGAGAGCCGGAACUUAGUGCCUAAAAACAGAUAUAAAAGACUAGCCACGGACAACCAGAUGUCCUCAACUUGUUGGGACAAACACCCAGGUACUGUGCCAACACAUCUGUCAAGUAUCAAGUUGGGUAAGGUUGGCACAGAUAAUAAUAUAUUGUUUCUGUGUAUUUAUUAUUAUUCAUAUUAAAUGCUCAUCCUUGAUGAGGA